CCGGCGGGUUCGAAUAGUUGCCUAGUCUUCGUCAGUUGUCACAGAGGUUAAAUUUGGGGAGAGCUCCAGGCUACUUGUGUCAAAAUGCCGCACAAAAGACGGUCUUCUGUGGGAUUUGCUUUGUCCCCAACUAAGCGAUCAUCCAUCCUGACUACCCCACACUCAGAAACUCCACUUGCAAAGAGACAGUCUCUGGCCGACAUGUCAUUAACGUCUGACAAUGUUUUCUUGGAUGUACCGGAAAAUAAUGAUGAGCAAGAAAAGAAGGAACGUCAGUUAAAUCGUCUACAGCAACAGAGACAAUCACGGAACUUUUCCUCCCCGACUGUAAAACCCGCAGACAGUCGCAAGUCUGUCAAUGCUGUAGCUGGACUCACAAACCAACAGCUCACAGAACAUUAUUCAAAGUGCAUUCAACUUUCAACUGAAAAUAAAAUUAGCGUGAAGAAUGCAUUCAAUCUACAACUUAUCGACUACAUGUCUGAGAUGCUUCAAAGAAAGGAUUCUGAUAUGAACAACUUCCAGGUUGCCAGCUGUACCUUAGAUGCAAGCGCUAAGAUUUACGCAUACCGUGUGGACAGCAUUCACACAGAUACACUGAAGAUAGCUGGUGGCUUAGGUCGUACUCAAGGUAAAGAGAAGAACAAGGAAAAUGGUGAGGAUGAUCACAUAGAAGGAGCAACUGUAGGAGAUAAGAAGAGAAGAAAGGUGAAAAGGAAAGUCAUAGAAACAAAUUUAAAGAACAUCAACAUUACCAACUUUGAUCUGGAGUUUGACGUUGAUCCCUUGUUUAAGAAGACCGCCUCACAGUUUGAUGAUGGGUGUUCUGGCAGUGGGAUCUUCCUUAAUUGUCUUCAGUUACAGGAUGAUUCGUGUGCCUUGAUGCUGGACGCUGAGACAGUCAUCAACAACUUCAGGGAAGAGACAACACCCGCUAAGACAGAAAAGGUACUCGUACCCAAACCUGAAGAUUUAACCAAAAAGUUGAUAUGUCCAACCUUUGCACCAUUUGAGUUUACAAGUUGGAAGUUAGGUGACGAGGAUUCCUUCUGUGACACCUCUAAAGUGAUGGGCGACAUGGAUGACAACCACAGAUUUGAUGUUAAUGCUAUACCUGCGCCAAUCGACGAAAAUGAUGAUUUUAUUGAUGAUGAUCACUUUGGAGGUGAUGAGUGCCCUGAGGAUGGCACUGUGAUGACUAUUGGACAAGAAGGGUGCCAGAAAAUGCCUCAACAAGUCAUGGAAGCUGUGCACCUGAAGGAUCACUUAGCGCUGAACCCGUCAGAGUACUCUUACUUUGACAACCGCUUGUUGUCUGCUUGGGCUGGACCUCGACACUGGAGGAUGCAGCCAUUAUCAAAAGUAAAAGCCAUGAACAGUGACAAAGCAGAUGCUAAUAAACGGAAGAAAAAGGAAUUUAUCUCUUUACUAUACGACAAAGAGGAUGAGGACCCAGACAUAGCCAAGGCUUUUGCUGUGACCCGCAAAGCAACGAAACUCUCACAGAUUACUCUAAAAAUCUGGAGCAAAGAGAAGUCUACGCUGCCCGUUGACUUACAUUACAAAGCAAGAAAUUUUACAAAAUUGUUUGGGCGUCCGUUGAUCGUCAUACAGAGGCAGAAAAAAGCGGCGGCUGUCGACGAUAGCAUACACGAAUAUGACUACGACAACCAGAAUGACCGAGAUAAUUACUGUACUGAUGUGGAUGAUGGGGAGAAUUUAGGAGGCGGCUACGACAUUACGGAGAACUUCAGCCAGACAAUCAUCGGUUCACAGCCCUUAACUGGAGAGGAAGCAAGUAAUAAAACAUCUGACUUCUUAGAGAAUAUGGUCGCUGCUCCAAACAAGGUAGCAAAACUGAACAUCGGUUAUGCUCGCACAGCCAAGAAGGUGGACAUGAAGAAAUUGAAGGGAACCAUGUGGAGUUUGCUGUCAGAUCCAACUACCAAUAAAGAAAAUGAGAACCAGAAUGAGAACCAGGCUGAAAUGGACCCCAAUCAAAUUGUCAGCUUCUCUUUAUUAUACAAGAAACUAACUCCCAGAUUGUCAUCCAAGAUGCAAGAAAACAUCUCUAUUCCACUUGCAUUUAGCGCUCUCCUCCAUUUAGCCAACGAGCAUAAUUUGGAGCUUUAUGGUUCAGGAAGUUUGGAGGAUUUUUCAGUCAAACAAGGAUAAUAAUUGCUUUAGUGCCUAUUAGGGUAAUUCACCCAUGUAGGGGAUAUAUAACAUUCAGAAAAACCCGCACCUCAAGGCCGCCCCUGUUGCUAUGUUUAAUAGGCUCAUGGUGUCCCCCCAAAAAAGGAACACAUUUAAAGGACACAAAAAUGGACUCCUUUGAUUAUAUUUAUUUAUUUUAUGAACACAAAGUUGGCUCUGUGUGACCUCUAAAUUUUAUCCAAUUGGGUUCAAAAUGUUACUAUAAACUCGUACCUUUAAUAGGAACAGGGGCGGCCUUAUGGAGAAGAUAGAAUCCCAACCUUCGAUGGUUUAGACCACCCCAGUGCCUGUGCGAUCAUGUCACAUCUGGCCUCUUUAUCUCUUGUACCUGAUGUUGCUACUGUUGAGUGUAUAAGUGGGGUCAUAACAUGGCUAUUUAUUACAAACAUUUUUAAUGUAGAAUGAACUAAAAGUUAUUGGAGCAAAUAUAUAGUAAUGUUAUAAAGUGUCUCUUCAUAUUCUUUGUACAGUAUAUGUGUUAUAAGUCCUUGUUUAAGGCAGCCUUCAGUUUGUGGGUGGAUAAUUGUGUUCUUUGGGGCAAAAUUGCAAAUAUAAAUUUCAUGAAUAUUGUGUAGCGUUAGAAUGGAGUUUUAUGUGGAAUGUAACAUAAGAGAAAUAUUUAAAUUUGAUUUAAACUGAAAAUUAAAAAAUUAAAUUGAUUAACGAAUAGGUU
This is a messenger RNA of Homarus americanus (American lobster), 2890 nucleotides long. RefSeq names its product condensin complex subunit 2-like (gene barr). Bases 85 to 2175 code for a protein of 696 amino acids. Lineage: Eukaryota; Metazoa; Arthropoda; Malacostraca; Decapoda; Nephropidae. The transcript has 14 exons. Gene Ontology annotation, cellular component: condensin complex. The record is from RefSeq and is a predicted model, not a curated record. Gene Ontology annotation, molecular function: chromatin binding. Gene Ontology annotation, biological process: mitotic chromosome condensation.